This is a messenger RNA of Mucor mucedo, 1872 nucleotides long. RefSeq lists its product as uncharacterized. Bases 1 to 1872 code for a protein of 623 amino acids. The record is from RefSeq and is a predicted model, not a curated record. NCBI's taxonomy places the organism in Eukaryota, Fungi, Mucoromycota, Mucoromycetes, Mucorales, Mucoraceae. The transcript is spliced from 3 exons.
AUGUCAGACUAUCUGUUUAAAGUUUUUGGAGCCGUUAGAGUAGUGCAAGAAGUGUCGAGGCCCACUUCACCCGGUUUACCGAAGAACGAUGAAUGCACAACGAUUGUCGACAUGGCGAAACAACAAGCACCAAUAUCCAUGAAUCGAAAAAUGAGCAAACGGAAACAUGGCCGAAAAAAUUCGUUUUAUGUACUAAAGCAACUACGAAAAUUAAAUAAAUUGAAGCAAUUACAGCAAUAUACCCAUUCUUCUUCUCUCAUUCAAAUUUACAGUAACUCAAAAUCACAAAAAUCACUCUGCCUCUGGCCACUGCCUACAAUUACACGUUACACCAUCCUAUUUUCUUUCAUCAUUUCAACUUUAAAUUUUCUCGGUUUAUUUGAUUUUACUUGCUCAUCACCUUCUUUUGUCAUUCAUCGAUUAGAAUUAACAAACCUGUUUAUUUCUCCUUUCUUAUGUUUGCCUUCUUUACAAAAUAUUAUUAUUUUUAGUUGGAAUGUUUUGAUCUUGGGUUUGUUUGAAGAAUCCUUAACUCAUAUGGUAGGUGGAACACGGCGGUUAGUUCAAAUAUUGGCCUGUAUUAUAUUUUCGGUCUGCACAAUUCGACAAGCUAUUGGUUAUAUUUUUUCAAAAAGUACGGGCUGGGCUGUUCCUUCCUUGUUUUUCAGCGAUUCAUUACACGAAUGCAAUCAAGGUCUCGCUCCUUUUUUAUUUGCACUCGUGGUGGUCCAGUCACUGAAUAUUCAAGAUAAAUACAUAUUCAUGUAUGGAAGCAACAGCAAGUUUACCAUUCGAAAAGUAACGCUCCAAAUCAUGAUGUGUCUUGUAAAUUACACUGUGAAGAGCAUUUUAUGGUGGUCCUUGACUGGCCUGCUUACUGGCUUCAUUGCGAUGAUUAUCAUCCAAACACUUUUAGCACACGAUAAAAAUUGGGCUUCUGAAGAACUUUAUGAAAAAGAUGACGCUGUGCCUGUUGAGAUUAUUAUGGGCAGAUAUCGGCCAUUACCCCUUUGGCGAACAUUACAAGCUGCGGUUAAAAAGGGAUUAUUGGUUGUGUUUGCUACUUUGCCCAUCCUCUUGAUCUGUAACGGGUAUUAUACGCAAGAAAGAUUGGUCGAUUCGGUCAGUCUGAACCAAUUAUCAUAUGACCGUUAUCUCUUUACAUUCGUUAUCAUGACAGCGCCCCGUCGGGGCAACCCUUCAUUUCUUUCACGCACGUUGGAUUCGUAUGUUAAAAAUUGGCCCGAGAAUCCGGAAUCUGGAUCGUUGUAUGACCGGAUCCAUACCUUGGUAUAUACACACUUUACAACACAUAUAGAAUAUGAUAAAGCCAAGGCCAUGUUUGAAAAUACCACGAGAGGAAGACGCUAUUUGAAAUGGAUUCGUGAAGAAGGGAAUACAUUGAAUCAACGUAGCCAUGUUUCAAAAGCUCUCAGCUUAGCAGCAGACAAUUUCCAGUCCACGUAUAUUGCACUUGUUGAAGAUGAUUUUCCUGUAUGUGGCACGAAAGAAUGGAGAAAGAUUGAAAGUGUGAUUUACGCCGCCAAUAUAAAAUCUCCUCAUCAUUGCGGUGUGUUUGUCGGAACAGGGGGAAGCGGGCUGUUUCUGAAACCUAAGAUUGCGAAAUUAGCCUCUGGUCUAUUGUUAAAAUAUCCAAAUUUACCACCUGAUAUUAUUAUACAACAAUGCUUAUUAGGUAAUCUGUAUGAGUGUAGAGAAUGUACACAGACUUUGGUGACAAGCAAAACACUACUCAUGUAUCAUAUUGGUUAUAAUACUUCAACCAGUGUAGAUAGAUCUUAUAAAAAGAACGAUUUCCAGUGCGGUUGGCGUCAUCCAUUUAACGGUGAUCCAAAUGUAAUUACACUGUAA